UGUAGCUGGCGAAAUUCAACCCGGAGUGUAAUCGUAGGGAACCAAAACGGUUCAUAUCCAUUUGUUUAAACCUUUCUUGUUAUAGAGCCAUGGUUUAAGAUGAUAUAUACAUGCGAUAAAAUCUACAUGCUAUCAUGUCGGUUGUGUUAACUGUUCUCGCCGGAGCAAUCACCUUAUAUCUUAUAGUUAUCUAUAAUGUUCUUAAAGGAAGGAGAUGCACAAGUUCUGUAAACAUAAAGGGGAAGACUGCAAUAGUGACAGGAAGUAAUACUGGCAUUGGAAAAGCCACAGCAUUGGAUUUAGCCAGAAGAGGUGCAAGAGUCAUUUUGGCAUGCCGCCACAAGGAGAAAGCUGAGGCUGCUGUUUAUGACAUCCGAAGAGAGAGCGGGAACAAUGAGGUGAUGUUCAUGCAGUUGGAUCUGGGAAGCUUGAAGUCUGUUCGUGCCUUUUCCAAAACCUUCCUGGAGACUGAGCCUAGAUUGGACCUUUUGAUCAACAAUGCAGGUGUGAUGGGUUCCGGGUACACAAAGGACGGCUUUGGCGUGGCGUUUGGGGUGAACCACCUGGGGCAUUUCCUUCUCACAAACCUUUUACUGGAGCGACUGCAGCAGUGCACCCCGAGCCGUGUGGUCACCGUGUCGGCGCUGCUCCACCGCUGGGGCGCUGUUGAUUGUUCCCUGCUGCUGUCAGAGAAGGACCUGGUGUGGAGCCAGUCGGCAUGGCUGCACGCCAUCCGGUCGUACUGCAACAGCAAGCUCUGCAAUGUGCUCUUCACCAGGGAGCUGGCAAACCGACUGGGGGGGACGGGGGUCACCUGCUACAGCCUUCACCCAGGGGUCGUAUAUACAGAGUUUCUUCGCAACAUGCAUGCAUGGCAACGGUUCUUUCUCCUGCCUGUGGCUAAGCUCUUCUUCCUGGACACUGAAGCUGGAUGCCAGACCACCUUGCACUGCGCUCUGGAGGUUGGAAUCGAACCCCUCAGCGGACGCUACUUCUCCUCCUGUAGGCCGCAGCAGGUUGGCUCACAGGGCCGCGACGACAGCCUGGCUAAUAAGCUGUGGGAGGUCAGUGAAAGGUUGACUAGCUAGUCGGACAGUUUGGAAUUACCGUUUGGCCGUGACAGCCAAUCAAACUUGACGGCAAAGUCGCCAGACAGAAAAUAAGCCAAUUUCUCAGCAACUCUUUCACAUAUGGUGACCUUUGACCUCUAGGGGGCGCUGUAAUUAAUGAAGAUGUGUUUUAACUCCCCUCUCUUCACAUCAGUAUAUUUCAAACUUCUUUAACCAUUCUGAUAUAUUCUUAUACAAAUGAUUGAUUGAUUGAUUGAUGAUUGAAAACUUAAAGGAUGUAAACAAUUACUCAAAUUGCCCUCUCUGGGUUAUAGGCAAUCUAUGGUUAAUGGUGAUUGUGUUUGUUAAUGACUACUGGCAGUUUUGGGUUAACAGGUUAAUUGUAAGGUUAAUAGCCACAAUAAUGUGGCACCUCUUCUAUCUUUACUCUAUAAAGGAAGAAAUAACCAACAUACAUCAAAUUAAUGAAAGAAAAUUAAGGAUAACGCUUGAAUGUGUAAAAUCUUAUGUAAUGUUCAAUAUCUAUCUUAAUAUAACGGUGUGCUCAAUGCCAAUCCAAAUUUUGUAAUAAAACUAUAAGCUUUACACCUUU
Messenger RNA from Gadus macrocephalus (Pacific cod), 1662 nucleotides. Its product is annotated as dehydrogenase/reductase SDR family member 13-like. Lineage: Eukaryota; Metazoa; Chordata; Actinopteri; Gadiformes; Gadidae. The record is from RefSeq and is a predicted model, not a curated record. The transcript is spliced from 5 exons. The coding region runs from base 135 to 1088 and encodes 317 amino acids.